CCACUUCAGAAAUGUCUUCAAUUGAGAUGUCUACUAAAGAACAUGGUUCCACAAGCCAUCCUUCAAUGGAUAGUACAGCUGUGGUCUCAACUGCAGAAGGAAAUCUUUCCACACCAUUCACAACUACAAAUUCCACAAAGACAAUGGAAUCAGUGACGUCCUCCUUCACUACAGACACAACCUUCCAACCUCUUAUUACAACAGAAGACGGAACUGCAACGCAAACCCAAAACACACCAAUACCCACCUCAAUGGAGUCUCACAGGACUCGACAUACGAGUCCAACCAACAAUAGAUUGUCAACAUCAAGUUUGUCACAAUCAACUUUGGAAAUAUCUUCAACAGAGAUGACAAGUGAAAACAUUGGGUCCACAAGUACAAGGCAAACUUCAAUGGAAAUUACAGAUAUGGUCUCAACCCCAGAAAGUAGUGUGUCGACACCAUUCACAAUUACAAACUCUCCGACAACAACUGAAUCAUUGCCGACCCCCUCCACUACACAUAUAACAUCCUACCCUGUUAUUACAGGACAAGACAUAACUGUAAAUCAAACCCAAAGCACAUCAAUCCCUACCUCAAUGGAGUCUCAAACAACUGAAGACACCAGUCCAACCACCAACAAAUUGUCAACUUCAGGAAUGUCACAAACCACUGUUGACAUUUCUUCCACUGUGGCAACCACUGGAUUUGGUCUUUCCACAUCAUUCACAACUAGACACUUGAAAAAGACAAGUGAAUCAGCAUUUUCCACCUCCACUUUAGAUACCACUUCCUCAUCUGGAUUUACCACACCUAUGACAAUGAUUCCAGGUUCGACCACAGAAAGGAGACCGUCAACGCAAAGCGAGACAGUGACCACAAUUGUGCAUACACAGGCAGACAGUCAGUCAACACCAGCUCACAGUUCAACCUCAAAUGUUAUCCUUACGACAUUCACAACAAUAUCUACAACUCAUCAGUGUAAUGAAGAGGACUGUCAGUGUCAUGGUGCUCCUUGUUCUUUCAAUGACACUCUUGGCUUAUGUCAGUGCCAUUGCUCUGACUCCACCUUUGGAGAUUUGUGUAUUUAUGGAAGUAAUGUCAUCACAGUUUCCUUUGAUAAGGCAGUACCAACCAGAAAGGCAAAUGUCUCUUUGAGGAUUAUGAGGGAAUUUGAGACUGAGUAUGAAAAUAUGAACUCCAGCAAGUCCCAAAUAUUAAUCAAAACUUUGAUUAAGGAGCUUAGUGCUCUCUGCAGGAGAGCAGAUCCACACAAUUUUAAAGAUGUAAAAGUCAUUAAUCUAAUACCUGGAAGUAUAGUUGCAGAGAGCAUAGCGGAAUACUCCUAUCCCAACAAUGCAUCCCAAAUUGAUUUCCUCAACAAUGAACUGGAACCCAUACUUAGGAAUAUCUUGAACAACACAGAUAACCUGAUGAUCAUCAGUCAAGCAUUUGAAAAUGUGCGAAUCCAGGUUACCAACAUUACCUUCCAACCAAUGGAAAUAAGGAAUAUUGCAGAUUUGAGGUCCUUUGUGGUCUGUCGUCUGGGUUUUGCCAACUACACAGAAGAGCUCUCUGAUGGCAGCUGGAAGUGUGUGGGGCCUUGUAAACAGUAUCCAGACUACUGUCAUAGACACGGAGAAUGCUUUAAUAAUGUUCAAAGUGGACCUAUUUGUCUGUGCUAUGAGUCUUCCCUGGAGCAGUAUGAUGGACCCCAGUGUGAGCGCUUCCGCAGGGGAAGAGGUUUCUAUGCUGCACUCUUUGGUGCGCUGGGGGCAGGCAUCCUCCUCAUACUUGUUCUCAUCGUGGUUAUCGUGGUCCUGCGAAGGAACCGUGGGGGACGAUGGGACAUUGACAAGCCACCUGCCAGAAGACUGAUGUUUCUCAAAGAGGACUUUUUUGACUUCACACAAAGAGACCUCGGUCCAUACCAUGGCAGUUCACCAGUCUACACAAAUACUGGUUUAGUUGACGAAGGCUGCCCAGGAGUAUUCAGCCUGCAUCUUGACAAUGUUGACACAACAUAACAUGUACAUUUACAGGCAUUAUACUGUAAUUUCUGUUGUUUCAUGUCUUUCAUAUUUGUCAUAUCUUACAAUCUUCGCUAUGAAUGAAAAAUUACAUCCAGUAAUGAGUGGCAGUAAAUAUAAAAUAUAGUAUCUACACUAAAACAUCACACCUCUCUAUAUGCUAUAAUAACAAGUAUUUACAUGUAAUUACUUUCACAGUCUAGAGCACCAGCUGUUUAUGAUUCUCUAUUUUAAUGAAUACUAAUGUUGACAUUUUAAGUGAUAUGAUUAUCCAAAAUGUUUUCUCAGGUGAAGACCCAAUGGCCAACAAAAAUAGAUUUUCUUCAAAAUAAAACAGAAUAAAGUAUUCAAGCUGCCUAAAACGUUUAACCACAAAUAAUUAUUCUUUAUAAUAUGCAUAAUCAUUGUGAAUCAAAUUAAUUUUGUACUGCAGCUAUUUUACUGGUAUUCGGAAGCAUAAGGGUACACACUACUGUCCUUUGAGGACUUGAUAUAUAGAAUGAGAUCUAGAUGAACAAUUUUCUGGCAUUAAAGACGACCCUGUAUGAGUAUUAGAUGUGUACGUUACAUCUGUUGACUAAGUGUAAUAUGUCACUUCUGGGCUUUGGGUUCACAUAUAUAUUUUAAUUUGACAAAUAUUUAAAUAAACGGUGAGACGAA
This is a messenger RNA of Oncorhynchus mykiss (rainbow trout), 2669 nucleotides long. RefSeq lists its product as uncharacterized. The record is from RefSeq and is a predicted model, not a curated record. Lineage: Eukaryota; Metazoa; Chordata; Actinopteri; Salmoniformes; Salmonidae.